Messenger RNA from Pterocles gutturalis (yellow-throated sandgrouse), 727 nucleotides. Its product is annotated as rab-like protein 6. Lineage: Eukaryota; Metazoa; Chordata; Aves; Pterocliformes; Pteroclidae. Gene Ontology annotation, molecular function: GTP binding. Gene Ontology annotation, cellular component: nucleus; cytosol. The record is from RefSeq and is a predicted model, not a curated record. The transcript has 3 exons. The annotation marks the transcript as partial.
GGAGAGGCGCCUGGGGGGAACCCCAUGGUGGCAGGUUUCCAAGACGACCUGGAUUUGGAUGACAAAAUCCCAAGCAGACCCGUGCUGGCAGCAGAACAGGUGCCCAGCAAGAACAUCACCCUCUCCAGUGAGGAGGAGGAAGAGGAAGAGAUGAAGGACUCUAAGGUCGUACUCAUACCUGAUGAAGACACAGAGCAGGAAAAAAAAAGGUCUUCCAGAAAUUCUCUGAAUCCACAGAGUGAAGCAAUUUUGACCAAAGCAACUGACCCGAAGCCUCCUGACAGUUUACCUCCACGUUCUGGGUCUGAAAGAAACAGCAGCAGCAAGCUCAACACUAGCCUGCCCGCUGCCGCUGCCCCCCCAGCAGCGGUCCUGGCCCCAAAGACCACUUCCCAAAGCAAAGGACAUGCUCUCAAGCAGAAAGUGGUCAAAGAGGAAAAGCCCGAGGAGUCUGACAGUGAUCAAGAGGGACCAAUAGCUACUCAGAUGCUCUCAUUUGUUAUGGAUGACCCAGACUUCGAAAGUGAGGAUUCUGACAGCCAGAAGAAGAAAAUGGAUGAGUUCCCGGUCCGGGAAGAUCUCUCUGAAAUAUCUGAUGAUGAUACCUCGUUGGCAAAGCCACCCCAGCCUGUGAAAUCCACAGUCCACUCCUUUAAACUGAAAAAUGACUCGGAUCUCUUUGGUUUGGGUUUGGAAGAAACUGGUCCCAAGGAGAGCAGUGAGGAAG